This is a messenger RNA of Salvia hispanica, 1395 nucleotides long. Its product is annotated as fasciclin-like arabinogalactan protein 2. Gene Ontology annotation, cellular component: plasma membrane. The record is from RefSeq and is a predicted model, not a curated record. Lineage: Eukaryota; Viridiplantae; Streptophyta; Magnoliopsida; Lamiales; Lamiaceae.
ACACAAUUCAUACUACUUCACUAGAGAGAGCAGCGGCAGCCACCACAAUGGAGCUAAGAAUCUCCUUCCUCCUCCUCGUCGCCGUCGCUGCCGCCGCCCUCUCCUCCACCACCACCAACGCCCACAACAUCACCCGCAUGCUCGCCAAGCACCCCUCCUUCUCCACCUUCAACCACUACCUCACCGUCACCCACCUCGCCGGCGAGAUCAACCGCCGCCGCACCAUCACCGUCUGCGCCGUCGACAACGCCGGCAUGGCCGACCUCCUCGCCAAGCACUACCCGCUCCCCACCCUCAAAAACAUCCUCUCCCUCCACAUCUUCGCCGACUACUUCGGCGCCAAGAAGCUCCACCAGAUCACCAAGGGCUCCACCACCACCUCCUCCCUCUUCCAGGCCACCGGCGAGGCCGCCGGCACCUCCGGCUACGUCAACAUCACCGACAUGAAGGGCGGCAAGGUCGGAUUCGCUCCGGUCGACUCCGAUUCCGACGGCCCCAUGGCCACAUUCGUCAAAUCCCUAGAGGAAUUGCCCUACGACAUCGCUGUGAUCCAAAUCAGCAACACUCUCACCUCGCCGGAGGCCGAGGCCCCCACCGCCGCCCCCUCCGACCUCAAUGUCACCUCUCUCAUGGCGAAGCAAGGCUGCCAGACCUUCUCCGACAUGAUCGUCUCUCAAGGCGUCCAAUCCACAUUUUCCGAUAGCGUCCAAGGCGGCCUCACCAUCUUCUGCCCCUCCGACGAAGCUCUCGACGAUUUCCGCCCUAGGUACAAAAACCUCACCGCCGAGGGGAAAUCGUCGCUGCUGCUGUACCACGGCGUGCCGGUGUACAGCUCGCUCGGAAUGCUGAGAGCGAGCAACGGAUUGAUGAACACUCUCGCGACGGAGGGGACGAAGAAGUUCGACUUCACGGUGCAGAACGACGGCGACGACGUCAAGCUGAAGACGAAGAUCGUGACGGCGACGAUCACCGGGACGCUGAUCGACGAGGAUCCGCUCGCGGUGUUUAAGAUCGACGAGGUGCUGCUGCCGAAGGAGCUCUUCAAGGCGGCGCCGCCUGCUCCGGCGCCGAAGCCGGCGCCGAAGUCGAAGAGCAAGAGCAAGGGCGCGGCGGCUGGCGACGACGACGAUGAGGAGGCCGACGGUCCUGGACCUGCUUCCGACGAUCUGGCGGCGGCGGAUGAGGACGAUAGCAACGCCGGCGGGAGAGUCCGCGGCGGCGGUGUGGCGGCGCUCUGCUUCAGUUUGGCGCUGGGAUUUUUGGCAUACAUUUGUUAAUUUUCUUUUUUUCGCUUUUUUUAAAAAAAAUAUUUUAAGUAUAUUUGUAAUUUAUUUAUUUUUGUUUUUGGAAUUGUGGUGUGGAUUUGAUUCAAUUGAAAAGCAUCUCUUUCUUUCC